AUGGACCGGGAUGCUCUGGUGGACUACGAGUAUCCGGACUUGGAGCCUCUUCCCACCAAAGUCCAGCAAGAAAUCAUCGGCCCGUGUGACCCGACGGCGGAUGACAAACUCUACCACAUUUCCAUCACUGCCAUUUCUGUGGUGAUCAUGCUCAUACUCGCCAUUUUAGCGCGAAAAAAUUGGUCUCCCUCCAAACAGAGCAGUGUCGCCGGGUUGUUCAGUCCGGUGAACUUCCUGGACCAUACGCAGCACAAGGGGCUGGCGGGGGCCGUGUUCGGGGUCCUCCUGUGUCGUCUGUUCGGGAUGUUGAUGUCUGAGGACCCUCUGCCCUUCACCGCACACACACAACACAAAGAUUAUUGGGUGAUCCUGGGAAUCUUCUACUACCCCGCCCUGUACUACCCGCUCCUGGCAUGUGGCACUUUACACAACAAAGUGGGCUACGUCCUCGGCAGCCUGCUCUCCUGGACACACUUCGGAGUUCUGGUUUGGCAGAAGAUAGACUGCCCCAGGACGCCACAGAUCCACAAAUACUUCUCUCUUUUCUCCAGUUUUCCACAAAUAGCCUGUUUGGCAUUCCUCAGUUUCCAGUACCCGCUGAUGCUGUUCAAGGGCCUCCAGGGCACGGACUCAGACAAUGCAGACGAGGACCUGAACAGCAGCUACUACCGAGACUACGUCAAGGAAAUUCUAAAGAAGAAGCCCAAAAAAAUCAGUCCGUCCAGUGAGACGCCGGGUCUGAUGCAGAGAGUCACUGAUGCGGUCAAGUCCUACAUCUACACACCAGAAGAAGCUUUUCGUUUCCCUCUGAAGUUGUCAAUCUCCUGCGUCGUGGCCUUCAUCUCCCUCUAUCAGGUGGCGCUGCUCCUGGUUCUGAGCGUGGUACCGACGCUGCAGACGGCCCGGAUGGGCGUGGACCUGGACAUCGCCAAAGUUUUGGCCGGAUUCAAAAUCGAACUGUCCCAAGAUCCUCACGAGGUGAAGAGGCUCGUCAUCUACUACAUGUGGUGCUUCGAAGUCUGCUACAUCUCGUCCAUCUCUCUGUCUGCUCUGGUCAACCUGGUCAUGCUCAUGCGCUCCAUGGUACUGCACAGGUCUAAUCUGAAGAGUCUGUACCGAGGAGACGUCUUCAGUGUUUACAGUCGUCAGAGAAGGAUCCGUGCGUCACGUCCUGCUCUGGUUUGUUGGAUGAGCUACACCAGCUACACCGCGGCGCACACUGUCACCGCGGUGCUGAUCCAGACCCUGGUGUUCUUCCUCUCUCUCUUGGUGGCGGUCUUCCUCGUCAUCAUCCCCGUCCUCCACGGACAGAACCUGUUUCUGUUCCAGGCUUUAUGGAGCAUGUGGCCGUUCUGGUUGAUGAUUGUUCUGGUGGUGCUGAUGCAACACGUCUGCGCCCGGUUCUUCUUCAUCAAGAAGACGUCUGGGACAAAAGACUUAGACAACAGGGUGAAGCUCUUCCUGAUGACCUACCUGCUGUUCCCGGUGAGCGUCCUGCUGGGCGUCCUGAUGUCGGCGUGGCGUCUGGUCGUCACCGCGCUCUUCAACAUCGUCCAUCUGGGACGAAUGGACAUCAGCCUGCUCAACCGCAACGUGGAGGCAUUUGACCCAGGUAGCUUUGGUUAA
Molecule: messenger RNA, 1626 nt
Organism: Knipowitschia caucasica
Lineage: Eukaryota; Metazoa; Chordata; Actinopteri; Gobiiformes; Gobiidae
Source: the annotation of a GenBank genome assembly